CAGCACUUAUAAUGCCAUGAGAGUCUCAGUGAAGGUUUGAUUUAAUUAAUUUGCUAUGGCUGUUCUUUAGCGGUUUUACAGGUGUGGGUGAAUUUUGAAGUGGUCUAUUGUCCAGCCUAACUGCAUGUUUGAUCCCGAUGAAAGAUUUGAGCCAUGGCACCUGGAUCCAAAGGCAGAGACGGAACUCGAAAGAAAAGUAAGAAUCAGAUGGACUGGAGCACAUGCUGGAGCAACAGUCUGAAAGAAGUGGCAGGCCUCCUGCCCAUAUCUGAAACUAAGAAUGGUAGACGACUCACAAAGAAGGAGACUCUGGUCCACAUGCUGCGCUAUUUUGACUUCCUUCAGAGUAAAAUACAGACCUUGCAGAGGUGCUUGCCCCCUGAAAGCAUCCCCAAGCAGGAACCUGACACAGGAUCUGAGAGUGAAGAGAACACCCCCUCUGAGCCCUGUACACCCUCUCAUAUUCUAAAGGCUAAGCGCAAGUAUGUCUGCAACCGUUCCCAUAAGAGACUACCUGCCUCCAGCUCAGAGGUGAAAGCAGAGCUUCAGGGGAAAAGAAGAAGAUUGUGCACUGCAGAUGUCAGUAGACAGAAAGCUGACCCAAAGGAGGAGGAUGUGCCUGUCCCUAUGUGGGGUGUGCAUUUUGAUUGGUCAGAGUGCCAUUCCAGUGAUAGUUAUGGGGAUUGGCAUGUGCGUGAAAGUGACUCCCAACCAAGCUCCCUGGAUUCGGGCUUCAGCUUCAAUCAGUUGCUUCCCCUGAGCACCCCUUUGGAGGGGUGCAGUGGGACUCUGAGGACUCCAUCCACUCUUCAGGGAGGCCACUGCUCUGCCUGUGAGGACGGCAGUGAAAGCAGCCCAAGGAGCGGUGUCCUCCAUACCCCAACUACUCCAGUUACUGGGCCAGGGUCACUUUUCCUGAAGGAUCACAUGGUUGGGGUCAUCCCGUCCACAGGAGGCCGAUGGAAACCCUUCCUGAGCCCUGCUGCUACACCAAAACGGCCCAUCUUUCUGCCGUUUGGAACUGAGGACAGUCUGAACUUGGGCGAGAGUCUGAACCUUAGUCCGUCUCUCCUCACAUCACCUGGCCGGGGCCUCAGCCAGUGCCUGCUACCUGAGGGACCGGAGGAGCUCCAUGUGCUGUUUGAGGAUGUUUGGGUCACCCCUAAAAUGACCCAGGCCAAAGUGUCCCACCUAUCCUACCAUGACCCCACUGACACGCUGUCAGAUGGAGAAGCUGUGGUGAGGCAUAGCGGUGGAGGGUGGUUGUCCUCCCACAGUGAGGGGGAGGAGGAGGACGUCACCUGGACCCCCAAGCAACAACAAGUCUCUCUGAAGUCCAAGACCAGUGGGACAAGACGCCACCGCAGAACCAACGCCUCCACCAGGGGGCACCCUCUCCUCCCUCCCAACCUGAAGAAGAAGUGUAUUAACGGCUUCAUCAUGUUCUGCCGCAUCAACAGGAAGACCUACCUACGCACCCACCCAGGCACGCCAUCCACCGUGGUCACCAAGGAGCUGGCCAGCCUGUGGCACGACAUGCCCAAGCAGGAGAGGCGUGUGUACUGUCUGAAGGCUCGUCGCUUCAGCCGUCAGCAGAACCGUAACGUGAAGCCUCAGCCGGCGGAGGGGGAGGAAGAGGACUUUGUGCCCAGUCCACUCCACAUGCUGCUGGCGCAGAGAGACCUGAGGGCUUCAGCCAGAGGAGACUCCUAGAGCAGUUCCCUUCACACACACUGGCCCUUCGCCAACCAUAUGCAUGGGAUGGAUAUUGAUAUAGAUGUCCAUAUUAAAAUCAACAACUUCUCUUUUUAAGUCACUUACUGUACUAGUUAAUUAUGGAGUUGUUUAGAGAUUUAUCUGAAAUGCAGACACACUUUGUGUGUGUGUCUGGCACGUCACAUUUUAACUGUUACUGUUUACUGCUUCAAGUUGUUUCUAGACAAUGUUCAGACUUGGUUUUACAGAUAUCAUUGAGGAGCCUUUUAGACAGGGUUUAUUGACAGAAGUCUUUCUGUGGGUUAUAAUGCCAAGGCAUUGUUUUGCUAUUCAUGUCAACCUGACGUUGAAUUCACCAGUCUAUUUAUGAUCAUAAUGCAAAGGACCAAAUAAAUGACAGUAUGUGGCUGACAGCUUUAUUUAUUACCUAUUUAUACUCAGAAUAUAUUCAUAUGUGGGGAAUGUUAAUGUGUCUGUGUGAAGUCCUUCUGUACAGGACAGAUGAGAACCAAAGUCUUACCGUUUGGAGUUAUUCACACUGGUUGGUUGAUGUUUUUAUGCGGUGUGAAAAUGUUUUGAUGUUUCGUGAAUAAAAGUUAUUACUACUUAGUAGUGGGUUAUUUGAGACACAUCAAAUAGUUUGUUUA
This is a messenger RNA of Esox lucius (northern pike), 2363 nucleotides long. Its product is annotated as basic helix-loop-helix and HMG box domain-containing protein 1. The record is from RefSeq and is a predicted model, not a curated record. Lineage: Eukaryota; Metazoa; Chordata; Actinopteri; Esociformes; Esocidae. Bases 154 to 1713 code for a protein of 519 amino acids. The transcript is spliced from 11 exons.